Paramuricea clavata is the source of this 624-nucleotide messenger RNA. NCBI's taxonomy places the organism in Eukaryota, Metazoa, Cnidaria, Anthozoa, Malacalcyonacea, Plexauridae. The record is from the annotation of a GenBank genome assembly.
AUGAAAGAGGAAAUUAAUUGUGCUUGUGAGUUCUUGUGUUCGAACAUUCGUGCGGCGAGUGGCACAGUGUUAACCCAAGGACAGUUAGAGGCCUAUAAAACAGUUUUAAAGAAAUUGAUCGUCCACAAAUUCACGAAUCACUGGUAUCCAGAUAAACCGAUGAAAGGGAACGGCUUUCGUUGUGUGAAUAUAGACAAAGACACGAGAGUUGUCGACCCGAUGCUAGUAAAAGCUGCUGAAGUCAGCGAAAUAUCGAAAGACAUUUUCCUUUUGGCGUUCCGUUUUGGACUAGCAUUGUGGAUUGAUCCUGGAGAUGUGUCGUACCGUAUUGGUCACAGCUCAAACGUCGUGUCGCUUUAUAAAACAACUACGGAUAUCAGUUGUACACCAUUGCCAGUUAGAUACCAACUUCCUGUUUCGAAUUUGCAACUCAAUCCCGUUUACACAAACGGCGUUGUAGCAAACACAUUGGACCGCCAAUGGCAAUGGAAGGGGCAGAAUAUGUUCUCAUAUCCACAACUAGCCAGCAAGCAACUGAAGCAAAUGCUACAAAGUCGAAAUCUUGAUAGCUUUCACUGGGCAAACGCAAACUAUGUUCCUAAGCAGGUGACUGAAGUUUACUGA